Molecule: messenger RNA, 474 nt
Organism: Helianthus annuus (common sunflower)
Lineage: Eukaryota; Viridiplantae; Streptophyta; Magnoliopsida; Asterales; Asteraceae
Exons: 1
Coding region: 1-474 (157 amino acids)
Source: RefSeq, a predicted model, not a curated record
AUGUCGAAUCUUGCAAAGCUUGAGUUUAUGGCUUUAGACAUUACUGGAAAAAAUUAUUUAUCAUGGGCUUUGGAUGCUGAAAUCCAUCUAAAUGCCAAUAACCUUGGGGAAACAAUUAAAGAAGGAAAUAAAACGAGUACCCAAGAUAAAGCAAAGGCAAUGAAUUUCUUACGCCACCAUAUUCAUGAGUCAUUGAAAAAUGAAUAUCUCGCUAUCAAAGAUCCACUCGUCAUAUGGACCAAUUUAAAAGAAAGAUAUGACCAUCAAAAAACAGUAAUAUUACUAAGAGUUCGUUAUAAAUGGAUUAAUUUAAGGUUGCAAGAUUUUAAGUUUAUAAGUGAGUAUAACUCAGCAAUGUUUAGAAUCACGUCACAAUUGAUUCUAUGUGGUGAAAAUAUUACUGAUAAGGAGAUGUUGGAAAAACAUUCUCCACCUUCACGCCUUAAACAUUGUCUUGCAACAACAAUAUCGUGA